Molecule: messenger RNA, 668 nt
Organism: Drosophila ananassae
Lineage: Eukaryota; Metazoa; Arthropoda; Insecta; Diptera; Drosophilidae
Exons: 2
Coding region: 141-308 (55 amino acids)
Source: RefSeq, a predicted model, not a curated record
UUAUUUUAAGAAAUUUUUAAAUUGUUAAAGGGAAAGUUUUAAAUCGAGGAAGGCCCUGAAAGAUACUUUCAAUUGAAGUCCCUUUGAAGUCGAAUAGAAAUUUUAGUAUCCCACACCGUGCGUCCGAGUAAAGUUGGAAAAUGUCACGACUUUUGCUGCAGAGCCGCAGGACAUUGUUGGUCCUUCAUCACCAAACAACCGUGGAGAACGAAGUCGGACUAUUUAGUAAGCUCCUCAACAAGUGCACAUUUCUUGUAAAAAAGGAAAAGUCCGAGGUGGCCGAGGAGGAAGAACAGAAGCGUUCUUAGAAAACCAUAGAACCCGAUAAAGACUGCGUAAUGGAUGAAAAUCACCAUAUUGUUGCCGGGGACCUAACAUGAAUGGGGUCCAUUUUACGGACAGAUCAUAAAACUGAACGCGUACAGACAUUAUAAAGCCAUAAAGCAGCAACUAAAAUCCGGCAAAAAUAGCUAUAGAAGAGCGAGUGAUAAAACAAAAUUUCCAUUGCCAGUUUACGAUGAAUAAACCCUCCAGUCGCGACGUGGAACGUGUAUCACCACAGGCAUGAGGAAAGGCCAUAUUGACCAGGGAGAUGUAUCAAAAUUUUAAGCAAAAAUAUCGAAGGAAUGCAGAAAACUGUUCUGGAAAAAUAACAAGCAUUACUAUUA